AUGCCGUAUUCUCAGCUCCAACCAGUCCUGGCGCCUCUAUUUCAAACUCUUCAAACACCCACUACAGAAAUCUCGGUAUCACCAUCAGUGACAGCAACUGCAUCACCCGAUGGGUCGACCGCCAGUGGCGACCGUCUCCUUAGGCUGCUGGUAAAGGGCUUGCUCUAUGAAGCCUGUGUUGACUACUGUGCUCUUAUGGCGACCAGUGGCACCGAAUCCUUCACAGCGCCGGACUCGUCGAAUCAACGUGCUCCGAUGCAUCUGCCUCGGUUGCUAGGGGGUAGGCGGUCGUACGUCAGUUUGAUUAUCUCCUGGCCUUAG
This is a messenger RNA of Protopolystoma xenopodis, 321 nucleotides long. The record is from the annotation of a GenBank genome assembly. NCBI's taxonomy places the organism in Eukaryota, Metazoa, Platyhelminthes, Monogenea, Polystomatidea, Polystomatidae.